Messenger RNA from Hibiscus syriacus, 2302 nucleotides. RefSeq names its product translation factor GUF1 homolog, mitochondrial. Bases 56 to 2032 code for a protein of 658 amino acids. Gene Ontology annotation, molecular function: mitochondrial ribosome binding; GTPase activity; GTP binding. Gene Ontology annotation, cellular component: mitochondrion. The record is from RefSeq and is a predicted model, not a curated record. Lineage: Eukaryota; Viridiplantae; Streptophyta; Magnoliopsida; Malvales; Malvaceae. Gene Ontology annotation, biological process: positive regulation of translation. The transcript is spliced from 12 exons.
GUGCAGCGCAGCUCAGUGUCUCUCUUGUUCUCACAAGGCUCCCUAAAACCCUGAAAUGGGUUCCUUAUUCAGAGCGUCAAAAACCCUUAAAAUUCGAAAAUACUUAUCUCCAUUAUCUUCAAUCAACAACCCAUUCGAUGCUUUUGGCUUAUCUCAGAGGUACUGCUCCCAUUCUCGUCAAAACAGCAAAGAAUCUGCUCCGAUAGAUUUGAGUCGAUACCCCAUUGAAAAAAUAAGGAACUUUUCAAUUAUUGCCCAUGUUGAUCAUGGAAAGUCUACUUUAGCUGAUAGGCUUUUGGAGCUUACUGGGACAAUUAAGAGAGGUCAUGGUCAGCCUCAGUAUCUUGACAAGUUGCAGGUAGAGAGGGAAAGGGGAAUAACUGUUAAAGCUCAAACAGCGACUAUGUUCCACAGACACAAGUCCCGUGGAUGCGAUGAGCCUUCCACAUUUUUGCUAAAUCUGAUUGACACACCGGGUCAUGUGGACUUCAGUUAUGAGGUGUCUAGAUCUCUGGCAGCUUGCCAAGGUGCUCUUUUGGUUGUUGAUGCGGCCCAAGGUGUUCAAGCUCAAACUGUUGCAAACUUUUAUCUUGCUUUUGAAUCUAACUUGACUAUAAUACCUGUCAUAAACAAGAUUGACCAGCCAACUGCUGACCCUGAUCGUGUCAAAGCUCAGUUGAAAUCAAUGUUUGAUCUUGAGCCUAGUGAUGCCCUUUUAACGUCUGCUAAGACAGGGCAGGGGCUCGAGCAUGUCCUUCCAGCUGUCAUAGAAAGGAUUCCUCCCCCUCCUGGAAGCAGUGGUUCACCUUUGCGUAUGCUUCUGUUGGAUUCCUACUACGAUGAGUAUAAAGGUGUAAUUUGCCAUGUGGCCAUUGUUGAUGGUGCAUUGCGUAAAGGUGAUAAGAUUUCAUCUGCUGCAACUGGUCAAGCUUAUGAAAUUUUGGAUGUUGGGAUCAUGCAUCCUGAGCUUACUCCCACUGGAGUUCUUCUAAGUGGACAAGUUGGAUAUGUGGUGACUGGCAUGCGUUCCACAAAAGAGGCACGUAUUGGGGAUACACUAUAUCACACUCGGACUACUGUAGAACCCCUUCCUGGUUUCAAACCCGCAAAACAUAUGGUGUUUUCUGGUCUCUACCCUGCAGAUGGAUCUGAUUUUGAGGCACUUAACCAUGCUAUAGAGAGGCUAACUUGCAAUGAUGCCAGCGUCUCUAUUACUAAGGAGAGUAGCACGGCACUUGGACUGGGUUUUAGGUGUGGAUUCUUAGGCUUACUUCACAUGGAUGUUUUUCAUCAAAGACUUGAACAGGAGUAUGGAGCUCAUGUCAUUUCUACUGUUCCAACUGUUCCAUAUAUUUUUGAGUAUUCUGAUGGAAGUAAAGUAGAAGUUCAGAAUCCUGCUGCAUUGCCCUCAAAUCCCAAGAAACGAGUUACAGCUUGCUGGGAACCUACUGUAAUAGCAACUAUUAUUAUUCCUAGUGAGUAUGUGGGGCCUGUUAUCACCCUCUGCUCGGAGCGGAGAGGCCAGCAGCUGGAGUACUCAUUUAUAGACAGUCAACGGGCUUUUAUGAAGUAUCGGUUACCUCUGAGGGAAAUUGUGGUCGACUUUUACAAUGAGUUGAAGAGUAUAACAUCUGGAUAUGCCUCCUUUGAUUAUGAGGAUUCAGAAUACCAACAAUCUGAUUUGGUGAAACUUGAUAUCCUCUUAAAUGGACAGCCAGUUGAUGCCAUGGCCACAAUCGUUUACAAUUUGAAGGCACAACGAGUUGGUCGUGAACUGGUGGACAAGCUUAAGAAAUUCAUCGACAGGCAAAUGUUUGAGAUAACCAUUCAAGCUGCAAUUGGAUCAAAGGUUAUUGCAAGGGAGACAAUCUCGGCAAUGAGAAAGAAUGUCCUUGCAAAGUGUUAUGGUGGGGAUAUUACUCGGAAGAGGAAGCUUCUAGAGAAGCAAAAGGAAGGAAAGAAGCGAAUGAAGCGAGUUGGUUCCGUUGACAUACCUCAAGAAGCUUUUCAUCAACUGCUGAAGGUUUCAUAGUGUAGGACUACAUCAGCAAUGAUGGUGGUAUUUCAGCUAUAAAGAUUAAAGAACCAGUUAAGUGCAUGCAUUACUGUGAGAACCUGGUUGCAGAAGCUGUUGGAAAAUCUGAAGCAGUAAAGAUGCAUUUGGCUCUAUUUACCUGUAUGCCUUACAAUAAACUGCCCUAGUUUUUGGAUAGGGAUCAUAAUCAGUUUCAUGAACCUUUUCAUGCUUAAAGAUGUUAUGUUUUAUUUCACAACAAUUUAAGAUUAUAGUUAUUACUACAAU